Messenger RNA from Anoplopoma fimbria (sablefish), 1872 nucleotides. RefSeq names its product myelin-associated glycoprotein-like. The record is from RefSeq and is a predicted model, not a curated record. The transcript is spliced from 10 exons. Bases 154 to 1755 code for a protein of 533 amino acids. NCBI's taxonomy places the organism in Eukaryota, Metazoa, Chordata, Actinopteri, Perciformes, Anoplopomatidae.
UGGUGGUAAAAAGGUAAACUUGUGCACAGUAACACAUCCGUGGGCCAUUGCAGACACAUUCACGCUGCAGCUCAUCUGGCAAGUUGCUGUGUUUCUGAAAUCAAGGAGGUCAAAAGGUGACUUACUUGAUUGUGUACAGCGACUACUGUCUUCAUGGGGACUGCUCAUCUGCUUCCACUGCUGAGCUUGUUAACUGGCAUGUCAAUGCUCCAGCAGGUGAGAAGCUGGAGCAUCACUGUGCCCACAACAGUUAGCGCUGUGGAGGGGAGCUGUGUUGUGGUGCCAUGUCAGACACAAUCUCAUUCCCGGGUCACCUGGUACCAGUACCAUAACAUACAUUAUCCUGUGGUGUAUGAUGGGCUCAACCCAACCAAAGUGGCAGACCAGUUCAGAGGACGCACCUCAGUACCGGGUAAAGCAGCAGAGGGCAACUGCACCCUGGUGAUUCAUAACGUGAAGAUAGCAGACAACCACCUUAACGUAUACGUUUGGAUCAACCCAGACGCUAAACAGACUCAGAAAUUCCAUCAUCAAACUGUAACUAUCCUUGUUGAGAGAAAAGCUCCCACAAUCUCCAUUCAGAAGAAAAACGUGGAUGGGGAAAUAUUCCAGGCCAACUGCAGCAUUAAGCACUCCUGCCCUCUCUCACCUCCAUCCCUUCAUUGGACCACAAGUUCAUUUUUAAAGAAUUCCAAUACGAUGGCCUUCAGUGAGAACGUUCAGGGCCAAUGGUCAUACACAAAGACACUUCAUGGACUGGCAACUUAUGAAAUGCAUAACACCAAAAUGUGGUGUUCUGCAAAGUUCAUGACCUUCAGCACAGAAAGUCAAAAAAUAACACUCAACAUUUUAUAUAAACCUGUGACUGUGACCCUGAUACUGGAAAAGAAACCGAUAGUGGAGGGUGGCAGCGUCACCAUGGAGUGUUCUGCUGACUGUAACCCUCAAUCACACAAAUACAUAUGGCUCAAAAGACAGAUGGGUCAGAACAACGAAAUAACGUCAACUAAGAGAAAAAGGCCCUUCAGCAACAUCACGAGAAAAAGCUCGUUCUCCUGCAUCGCUUACAAUGACAUAGGCGAGGGGAAGUCCAACUGGGUGGAUCUGGAUGUUCAACACGCCCCAGUAAUCCUGCCUGAGUCCUCCUGCCACCUGACAAGGAAAGCGCUGAAGUGUGUCUGCCAGGCUGAGGCCUCGCCUAAUGCCUCUAUAUACUGGAUCAUCGAUGGAAAUCACACUCUUCCAUCCUCAUUCAGCAUUCUUUCUGCAAAAUCAAACAAUGUAGUGUCUGGGGAAAUAAGUGGGCCAGCUCAAACCCAAUCUAACAUAUCUUGUACAGCCACAAACUCCCUGGGUAGCGACACCAAACAGCUGUCUAUAGUCUUUUCAAACACAUCCUCUUUGUAUAUGUGGCUGUUAGCUUCAAUGCUCCUAGGGAUUGGUUUGCUGUCUGGGUGUGCGAUGUUCAUUAUCAGAAAACAAUCUAGAAACAGGCCACAAAGUCCAUCAGACAAUGUCCCACAAGACUCACCAUACACCAGUCUUCAAAGAUCACAAGAUGAGGACGCACAAUCAAGACCAUGCAGUCGCGAGAGUAACCCUGAGGAGGACAGACUUUCCUGUGUUUAUGACAAUGAAUUUGUGGAAGAAAUGAGCAUAUCCAUGAGAGCUGAACAGGACCAGAGAUACGCAGCACCCCCCCAGAGAGAAAGCAAGAGUGUGGAUUGCAACGAAGGUGUCUAUCGAAACUGCUGAUCAGAGGGCAUCUGCUGCUGCUCUCACAUAGUAGGGUCCCUACUGACCCCACUUACCUGCAUUGCACAAAACAACUGAUUGGUGCCACAUUUAUGUGCUGCAUAGUUUCCUUUUAUA